CGCUCCGCUGCUCGCUCUUCUUCGGGGCCCAGGAGGAGGAGGCUGCCUUGACCGCCCGGCGGAGAGGGACCCUUUGGGGCUGCAGCAGCAGCAGCGGAGCCAGAGCCCCACAGAUCCCAAUGAUGGAGGCUGGCUCUGUGGUCCGUGCUAUCUUUGAUUUCUGUCCCAGUGUCUCUGAGGAGCUGCCGCUGUUUGUGGGGGAUGUCAUAGAAGUGUUGGCUGUAAUAGAUGAGUUCUGGCUCCUUGGAAAGAAGGAAGGGGUUACAGGACAGUUCCCCAGCAGUUUUGUGGAACUUUUGGAGGUCCCUGCUUUGAAACAAGGGGAGAAGCUCUUUGUUUGUACCAGCAACUUUACUUCUCAGGAGCCUGGCAGCCUGACCUUGCAGAGAGGUGACCUGGUGGUUCUGGAUGGUUCUGUAGCCUCUCCAUGGCUCCAAGGCCGAAGUUGUUGGGGAGUUAGUGGUUUCUUCCCAUCAUCCUGUGUAAGAGAAAUCAGCCUCUCUACCUUUGGCCCUCGAUACCCUUAUGGAACCAUGUUGGAGAUGCCAGCCUAUGCCUUGGGCCAAGCCCGAGCACUGAUGAGCCUUUCUGCACAGCUGGAAGAAGAGCUGGACUUCCGGGAAGGAGAUGUGAUUACCAUUGUUGGCAUCCCUGAGCCUGGGUGGUUUGAAGGGGAGCUUGGAGGCAAACGAGGUAUCUUCCCUGAGGGAUUUGUGGAACUUUUGGGUCCGCUGAAAACAAAGGGCAACCCAGAGGAUCUAGGAUCAUCAGAAAUCCACAAUGUGAAUGGAGUGAAGGGUGUAUACCCCCAGGAAGAACAAAGGGCAUGGAGCGAUAGGGAAGAGCUGCCAGGGCCUUAUGGGAUUGCCCUAUAUCAAUUCCAGGCUUUGGAAUCAGCAGAGCUUGACUUUGAGGUGGGGGACAGAAUCCGGAUUGUGGGAGUCUUGGACGAUGGCUGGCUGGAGGGGGAACUCCGAGGAAGACGCGGCAUCUUUCCCCACAGGUUUGUGAAGUUGGAGGAGGGUAGUCCCCCAUCCAGGAAGAAAUGGGAACUUGGAUGCCCAUUGAAGGCGGUGGUCCCGGUGGCAUCCAGCCCCCACAAAGCAGAUUCUCCUGCUGUAUGGGAAGUACCUGAGUGGAGCCCCGUCUGUUCUGAGGAGAAGCCUGGUCAUCUUCCAGUGGGGCUGGAGGAUGUCUUGGAGGACUCUGAGCUCCAACAGGAUGAAAUGUUGAAUCACCAGAAUGAAGCCUUCCUGGAACCUCUUUCCUCAGGCAUGUCAGGGGCUCCCCCUGUAGACUCAGCCAAAGUUGUCAAUGGGGUUUCUAAGAUACCUCAGCCCCCAGUCCAACCAAAGAACCAGCCCUGUGGCCAGGUGAGUAGACCAGAGUCCAGCCAGAGACGGAGGGCCUCAUGGGACUACACUGAAGCCUGCAAUCCCCCAGAGCAAGAUGGAGAAACUCACAGUCUUUCUCAUGAAAACACCCUUUGUGAGGACUUAGCCCCUUGUGUGGAUGUCCAGUGGCAGAAAACCAAAUCCCGUUCUUCCAGCUUCAGUGGGUCUCAUGGGGGCCUAGAUACUUGGCCUGUCUGUCAUGGCACUCGAUCCGAGUGCCCCCAAGAGGUGCUGCAUGGGGAGAGCUGUGGGGACCUUGAUUCUAAGCUGACAGAGCAGCUGGCUCAGUUUGAACAAAGCCUGACCAGUCCUACAGGUCAAGCCAGAUACAGCACCCCCCAACAGGAUAAUGUUUCCCGGCAUUUUUCCAUCUUGGACUUCAGCUCUGAGAAGGAUAUUGUACGUGGCUCAGUGGAGCACACUCCCCAAAGGAGGAAAGUGCUAAGGCCACCCCCUCCUCGACCUAGCACUCCAAUCUCAGCCCUACUUCAUUCACCUGCAGGGCAGACCCCUCAAAAUAUGCCUUCUCCUCAAAUUCUUCCAACUUCUGUACGGCCCUCCAGGCCAGCCCCACUUCCACCUGCAGGUAGCCAGAGGAAGAUUCCAGCUUCAGUAAAACUACGCUCAGAGGUCAAAAAGAGAUCAAGUAGCACUGGUGAGUCUGGAGAUGCAUCACAGUAUCUUUUCCUGGUGAAACACAUUGAAAAAUUGGAGCAAGAACUGGAUGUUUACAGAAAGACCCGCAUAGAGGUCAGUGCAAUGCUGGAGCGGCCACAGAAUGAGCUUGUACGAACAGAGACACUGGAAAACCUGAACUUCUGUGACUGCAAGAUCUCCAGCCUGAACCUGGAGCUGCAGGAACUGAAGGAAAUGACACUGCUCUCUGCCCAACCGGCAUCCCUGGAAUCUACAACUGCUGCAACCACAACACCAAACCCAGAGCAGAGGAUGUUGGAAAAGAGGACAAAGGUCAUUGAAGAACUGCUGCAGACAGAGAGGGAUUAUAUCCGAGACCUUGAGAUGUGUGUGCAGAAAGUGCUAGUGCCAUUGCAGGAAGCACAGGUGCCACAGGUAGACUGCGAGGGGCUGUUUGGGAACAUUUAUGGGGUCAUUGCCUUCUCAAAGCAAUUACUGAGCACCCUGGAAGCUGCUGAUGCUGUUGGACCAACGUUCCUGGCACUUCAGACAGAGCUGGAGGCUGUGUAUAAAGUGUACUGCCAGAACCAUGAUGAGGCCAUUGCACUGCUGGAGGCCUAUGAGAAAGAUGAGAGGGUGCAGAAGCAUCUCCAGGAAUCUCUGGAGGUCCUCAGGAGCCUAUAUAGUGAAUGGGGCUGUACUAAUUACAUCGACCUGGGCUCCUUCCUCAUCAAGCCUGUCCAGCGUGUAAUGCGCUAUCCACUGCUGCUGAUGGAGCUCCUGAGCGCAACACCCGAGUCCCACCCUGAUCGCGCUCCGUUGGCAGCUGCUGUCCUGGCAGUGAAAGAGAUCAAUUGCAACAUCAACGAGUGCAAACGUCGGAAGGACCUUGUGCUGAAAUACAGAAAGACAGAUGAUGACAGCCUUAUUGAGAAGAUCUCCAAGCUCAACUUCCACUCCAUUAUCAAAAAGUCCAAUCGUGUCAGCAGCCACCUCAAGCACCUCACGGGUUUUGCACCUCAGCUCAAGGAUGAGGCUUUUGAGGAGACAGAGAAGAAUUUCCGGAUGCAAGAGCGGCUGAUUAAAUCUUUUAUCCGGGACCUGUCCCUUUACCUUCAGCAUGUCCGGGAGUCAGCCUGUGUAAAAGUGACAGCAGCACUCAGUAUGUGGGACCUGUGCAUGGAGAAAGGCAGCGCUGAGUUGGAGCAGUUUCAGAAGGUCCAUCGCCUCAUCAGUGAUCAACUCUUCUCUGAUUUUAAGGAGCGAACAGAGCGGCUCGUGAUCUCGCCACUCAGUCAGCUGCUGAACAUGUUUGCUGGACCUCACAAACUUGUGCAAAAGCGUUUUGACAAGCUGUUAGAUUUCCACACUUGCACGGAGCGUGCCGAGAGAUUGAAGGACAAGCGGACCUUAGAAGAGUUGCAGUCAGCACGCAACAAUUAUGAAGCCUUGAACACGCAGCUCCUGGACGAACUGCCCAAAUUCCAGUGCUGUGCCAAGGAGCUAUUUACCAGCUGCUUGCGUGGCUAUGCUGAGGCUCACUGUGACUUUGUACGGCUGGCACUGCAGGAACUAAAACCUCUGCUCUCGCUGCUAAAAGUGGUUGGUAGAGAGGGGAAUCUGGUCGCCAUCUUCCAAGAAGAGCACAGUCGAGUCCUUCAGCAGCUGCAGGUCUUCACUUUUUUCCCAGACAGCGUCCCUGCUACCAAGAAGCCCUUUGAGAGGAAGAGCCUGGAGCGCCAGUCUGCACGGAGGCAGCCACUUCUGGGCAUGCCCAGCUACAUGCUGCAGUCAGAUGACUUGCGUGCAGCCCUCCUGGCUCGGUACUCCCCUGACAAGCUUUUCCAGGCCGAGCGCAACUUCAACGCAGCUCAAGAGCUGGAUGUGUCCCUCCUGGAAGGAGACCUGGUGGGUGUCCUCAAGAAGAAAGACCCUAUGGGCAGCCAGAACCGCUGGCUUAUUGACAAUGGAGUGACAAAAGGAUUUGUGUACAGCUCCUUCCUGAAGCCUUACAACCCGCGAUGCAGCCACUCAGAUGCCUCCGUGGGCAGUCAUUCCUCUAGUGAAUCUGAGCACAGUGGCUCUUCUUCCUCCCAUGGCAGCAGCAGUACUCCAAGCAGCACGCUAGGUAAUGCCUCUGUGAGUAGCCCCCAGAAGACUCCACCAGACUCUGGCUUCCAGGGGGAGCUGAUCCACUCUCUGCAGGCUUCUUCUGAGGUGGAUGCUGCCUGCCAGGCCCAGGUGGGCCCCACAGGGGAGACAGUACAUCCAUCCCGCCUUGUUCCAGCAUCACGGCGCUACAAUAACCCUGAUCCUCACAAUGGUCACUUACCCCGACCCAAGACUAGAGAAGCACUUUCACUGCAGGGCAGUAACUCUAGGAUGAAGAGGAGUGAGUGUAAAGGAAACCAGGUUUAUUAUGCUGUUUACACCUUCAAGGGAAGGAACUCAAAUGAACUGAGUGUAACAGCCAAUCAGAGACUAAAGAUUCUGCAGUUUGAAGACAUCACUGGAAAUCAGGAGUGGUGGUUGGCAGAGGCACUUGGGAAGCGGGGCUAUGUGCCAUCCAGUUACAUUCGGAAGACAGAGUACACGUGAGAUGCCUAUCUGGCAGUGCCAGAAUCCAUUGCCUUAAUCACUGUUGGAAAUGGACAGAGGAAGAAAGUCUUGCUCAGUCUUGCUCCCCUGUUCUUCCCUGAUGGUUUAGAUUUGGAUAUAUUAGAUAGGGAGUGACAUUUCCAGUAAUGAUGAAUUGAGGUGCUCCCAUUGGCCUUCUACUGUUGUACCUUAUGAAGCAGUACUGCAAGGCCUGAGCAGCAGUCUCUUCUUCCCUUCAUCAGUGCUGGGUGAAGUUCAUUUCUCCUUGUGGGAGGUCCUUAGUUCCCUUUGACUAACAGGGUUGCAGACUAGCUGGAGAUGAUGCAGCAAGGAGGCAUUUGACCAAUGCUAAACUAUGUGAUAGGCACCAGUUCAAAUCCUAACAGGAGCCCUGCUAGGUCAGUAUUUUGUUCUCCCAGUGAGACCAGCCCACCAGUAGUCCACAAGACUUCUGCCUUCUAUCCCCCAGAAACUGGUAUUGAGAAAAACACUGUCUUUGAAGCAAAACUUCUAAAAAAUUCUUCUUUGUAAUCUGGGGGUGGCCAUGUUCAUUGGGAGAUUCUGGAAAUUGUAGAGCCACCCGAAGAAGAAGAAGAAGAAGAACAACAACAACAACAACAACAACAACUUUUAUAAGGCCUGUACUCAACUGACUGGUUUCCAUUUAACAAUCACAAUAAUAGCUGUUGAUCAAUCUGACCUUCAUGAAAGAGUGGCUGGACCCAUAUAGGGCAGAGAGAAAGACAGAAGUCUCUUUUCCUAAGGACAGAAUAAUGUUGGGUGCAGAGUUGCUGCACUAGAUAUUUUUGGGAGUGAUGCACAAUGGCAGAGGGCAGAGAAAACCAUCUCAGUUGCCAAAGAAAAUUGCUCUGCCAGCUCGCAAGCAGUUUGGAAUAGAGAUCCUGUAUCAGGACACUUACUACAUUUUCAUCCAGGCAAAACUAUGACAUGUUUUCCCUUUUCUGUCCCACAGGACCCACUUGCCACCUGUAGCCCACCUCUACAGCUGGUGACGAGUGGCAGUCAUGGGAGAUGGAUCUGGCUGUACACUUACAGCCAGCUAAAAAAUAACAGUAACUACUCUAGGUUCGCCAAAGUUUCUGAAGGAUCCCUUUGUCCUGUGAUUGGCUAUAGGCACAUAGCUGAACACUUCUGGUGCCCCCCCCCCCAUGCCCUACUCUUCACCAGAUGCGAAAUGACUGUUGAGGUGUGUAGGAGGGAGAUGAAUCCUGCAAGGAGUUUGGGCAUUACAUGAGAAAUUCCUCCCUCUACAGUGACCAAAAAAGUUCAGUUAUGCCUGAACUUUUGCUAUUGUCUUCCCAAUCCUGGUGUUGCAGCACCUACAUCAGUUUUACCCUAGAUGCUACCACCGUCUAAUCUAGCAUAGUUUUGCCAGCCAACAGAAUUAUAGCCCUUGGAUGCUGCAGCGUCUCUGUAAAUUGCUGGGACUGUUCUGGCCUUCAGGUACCAGUCAAAAUUGCCAGGGGUGGAAUGAAUUCCUGUGCUGAGAGAAAAGACUCCGAAUGUAAGAGCUGCAUUUUGUUUGAUACUCUUGAGCUACUGUUUUGUAAAUAAAAGUUCUCUUUCUGAAAUUA
Molecule: messenger RNA, 6223 nt
Organism: Sceloporus undulatus (fence lizard)
Lineage: Eukaryota; Metazoa; Chordata; Lepidosauria; Squamata; Phrynosomatidae
Gene: DNMBP
Product: dynamin binding protein
Biological process (GO): intracellular signal transduction
Cellular component (GO): cytoplasm
Molecular function (GO): protein binding; guanyl-nucleotide exchange factor activity
Source: RefSeq, a predicted model, not a curated record